AAGAAAAUAAUUAUUUCUAGACUUUUCAGCGCCAUUACGUGCGCGCGCAGUGCUUGUCGUGUGCGUGACGUAGUUAGCGCAUGCGCGCAGAGGAGUUUAUUCUUGUCAUGGCGCUGAACACAAACUACUGAUCAGAACUCUUCAUCAUCACUACAGGGAAUCUCUUUCUGUGCGAUGUCGUCUAGAAGAGCGCAGUAAUGUCGGGGAAUAAAGCGGUGGAGCUUCAGAUACAGAUGCGACAGAACGCAGAAGAUCUGCAGAACUUCAUGAAGGAGCUGAACAACUGGGAGGAAGAAAUCAAGAAGAAAGACCAGCAGCUUCGCACCGGAAACGUCAGCGAACCGCCGAAGACGCUCCCGCCGGUGAGGAACAAAGAUUAUAAGAAGACGAAGAAGAGUGUGAAGCAUCAGACUAACGGUGACGGUCCGAAGGAGCAGAAGGAGGCACAGCGCAUAAAAUCCUACGAUUAUCAGGCCUGGGAUAAAUUUGAUGUGGAAAAGACUCUGGAGGCCAUGGACACAGAGGAGAGCCCGGCCCACUCCAACGAAUCGGACUCUGAAGGGCUUCCGGUGGACAGAGAUCUGGCGCUGACCGAGAAAGAGAAGGGGAACGAGUUGUUCCGGGACGGCCGGUACGACAGCGCCAUCGAGUGCUACACCAGAGGAAUGGACGCCGAUCCGUACAGCCCCGUCCUGCCCACCAACAGAGCGGCCUGCUUCUUCAGACUGAACAAGUUCGCUGUGGCCGAGUCCGACUGUAAUUUGGCCAUCGCUCUGGACGGGAAAUACAUCAAAGCGUACAUCAGGAGAGCGGCGGCACGCGUGGUGCUCAACAAACACCAGGACGCUCUCGAAGAUUAUGAAGUGGUUCUCAAACUGGAUCCUGGAAACUCGGAGGCCCAGAAUGAGAUCCAGAAGCUGCAGCAGGUGCUGGGCUCGAGCGGAGGAACGGCGGAGAAGAGCGAGAGCGAUGCAGAGCAGACUACAGCGGAUCCCUUACAGCAGCAGCGGCUGCAGGAACAGCAGAGGAAACAGGAAGCAGUCGUGCAGAAGGACAGAGGAAAUGCUUACUUUAAAGAAGGCAAGUACGAGGCGGCGGUGGAGUGUUACUCCAGAGGAAUGGAGGCGGAUGGGACGAACGCGCUGCUGCCCGCUAACAGAGCCAUGGCCUACCUCAAACUCCACAGGUUCAGCGAGGCGGAGCAGGACUGCAGCGCGGCCCUCGCUCUCGACGCCACCUACGCCAAAGCCUUCGCCAGACGAGCCACGGCCAGAGCCGCUCUAGGCAGGAUCAGAGAGGCCAAAGAAGAUUUUGAGCAGGUUCUGAAGCUGGAGCCGGGAAACAAACAGGCCACGAGUGAGAUCGAGAAACUCUCAGCGGAGAUGAGGAGCAGCGGUCUUCUGGCUCCAGAGGAGAACAAACAGAGAAGCAUCCAGCCCAUCAACAAACCUGAACAUCUCAGAUCCACCAAACCCUUGAGGAGGAUUGACAUACAGGAGGUGGGUGGAGAGAUCUCAUCGUCCACGUCUGCCGUCACGUCUUCACCGCAUCACAAGAUCCAGAAGAUAGAGGAGAGCGUCUCAGACGCUCCUCUGUCCAGGGCCCCUGAAGAUUCAUCCCCAGAUGCUGAGUCGAUUCCUCCUCCACCCAGCAGCAGUUUUCAGCUGGAGGCCGACCUCAGGAAGAUCAGCCGUCAGCCACAAUCCACUUACAGAUAUCUGAAGCAAAUCAGUCCAGACGCUUAUCUGAAGAUCUUCCAGAACUCUCUGGAGCCUGAUGUUCUCAACCAUAUCCUCAAGACCUUCCACAGCUGCUUUCAACAUGAAGAUGCGUCUCUUCUGCUGGCCGUCCUGAGGAGCCUGGCGAGCGUGAGGAGAUUUGAUAUGGCCGUCAUGUUCAUGUCAUCCGCCGAGAAGAAAAUGUUACAGGAGCUGUUUGACUGGAUUCACAGCACCGAUCUGGGAGACGCAUCUGUUCAAGACUUACAGAAGAAAUACGGCCUUUGACCUCCACAGAAAUCUCUUCGGUUUAGAUUUAUACAAUCAUUCUGACACUGGACUGAAAACUGGAUCUCAGCCAUCAGUAUGAGGGGAAACUGAACCAGAAGCAAAACAGCUUCGGUGUGAAUGAAUCAGAUGCUCUGAUACCUCAGAAUGGACGCUUGGUGCCUUUAAACUCUGCAUGUGUUUGGAGUGUGUCACAGAAUUUCAGAUGAUAUUAUUGUGAGUCUAUCUAAAACGUUCGCUUUCGGUUCAUGUGUCUCUGUGUAUUAAAGUCAACAUGAAAUCCAAA
Messenger RNA from Onychostoma macrolepis, 2292 nucleotides. RefSeq names its product RNA polymerase II associated protein 3 (gene rpap3). The record is from RefSeq and is a predicted model, not a curated record. The transcript is spliced from 17 exons. The coding region runs from base 198 to 2006 and encodes 602 amino acids. NCBI's taxonomy places the organism in Eukaryota, Metazoa, Chordata, Actinopteri, Cypriniformes, Cyprinidae. Gene Ontology annotation, molecular function: protein binding.